CCUCCAUUACAAUAUUCUAUAUUUCUCUCCUUAACAUGGAGCAUUGCUAUGGUGACGCAACAAUCACGAAAAUUACAUCAUCUUCUUCUCCUUCCCCUAUUCCUCCACCACCACCGCCAGUGGUAAGCCCUUGCUCUGCUUGCAAGAUUUUGCGACGGCGAUGUGUAGAAAAAUGUGUGUUGGCACCUUAUUUUCCACCAAGUGAUCCACUCAAGUUUACUACUGCUCAUCGUGUUUAUGGCGCCAGCAAUAUAAUCAAGCUCUUGCAGGAACUGCCAGAGGCCCUAAGAGUCGAUGCUGUGAGUAGCAUGGUUUACGAGGCGAAUGCAAGACUAAGAGAUCCUGUGUAUGGAAGUGCAGGAGUGAUUUCCCAACUCCAAAACCAAGUAAAUGAACUUCAACAACAACUGGCAAUGGCACAAGCUGAGAUUGUCAAUAAGCAAUCUCAACAAGCAAAUCUUAUGGCCCUUAUGUGCAUGGAAAAAUGGCACAAAAUAAUUCCUCACCAACACCAUUCCUCUGACAAUGAUUACCAGACUAAUAUGAGCUUCCUAGAUGAAAGUCUUGGAUCUUUGUGGGAGCACGUUUGGACAUGAUAAUUUUAUAUCGAUUAUAUCACUACACUUGAAGACAACUCAGGAAACACUUUAUAGGACGAAAUUAAAAUCGAGAAUUUCGAAGUUAAAUUCUUGACUAGCAUUGUUUUGUCGGAACUUAUAAACUAGUAAUGAAGUUUCAAUUAUCUCUUA
Messenger RNA from Olea europaea var. sylvestris, 749 nucleotides. RefSeq names its product LOB domain-containing protein 1-like. The record is from RefSeq and is a predicted model, not a curated record. Bases 36 to 596 code for a protein of 186 amino acids. The transcript has 2 exons. NCBI's taxonomy places the organism in Eukaryota, Viridiplantae, Streptophyta, Magnoliopsida, Lamiales, Oleaceae.